AUGGUAGCUCUUUUAGUACGAGAAGAGAAUAAAACAACUUUCCAGUGGUGUGUGAUGGUACCGCUGAUUUUCCACCACCUGGCUAUUGGCUUCGUGCUGUCCUAUCCUGCAAUCCUGACUCCAGCCAUCACUCGUAACACCAGUGAUGGUACAGAAGUGCAUGCCAGUAAAGAUGAAGCGUCUUGGAUUGCUGCUGCAUACAGCAUGACAGGUGGCAUAGGUUUCCUCAUCCUCCCACCGCUGAUGCAGAUCUAUGGCAGACGCUUCAUCAACGUUACCAUGAACCUCAUCAUACUCUCCGGAUGGAUCAUCAUCGCUCUGUCUCCAAACGUUCCUCUUCUCAUCACCGGCAGAGCCAUCCAGGGCCUUUCAUUCGGAGGUCUGUACAUCUGCAGUAUAUUAGCUGGUGAAUACAGCCAUCCCAAACGAAGAGGAUUCUUCAUCAUCUUCAAGAUUACUGCUACAAGCGUUGGAGAACUGAUCUGCCAUGGAUAUGGAUUUACAGUAUCCUGGAGACUGAUGGCUUGGUUAGCUUCAAUCCCACCAGCUUUAGCCGCUUUAGGCACUAUAGUUUGGCCAGAAAGCCCUUCGUGGUUGGCUUAUAAAGGGCGUUAUGACGAAUGCGUUUCGUCAUUCGAGUUGAUAAGAGGCAAAGGGACAGAAUCGAAAAGAGAAGUACAAGAGUUGAUAUCAGCGCAACAAGAGUUAAAAAAUAUAAAGAAAUCUACAACAUCAGGAGUGUUGCUAAGGAAUCUACAAGCGAUGAAGACCAGAGAGUUUCGGAAACCAUUCACAGUAGUUUUAAUAAUCAUAAUUUUGACCCAAGUGUGUGGUAGACAUUAUUUGUUGGCGUAUGUGGUGCAAAUCAUGAUAUCGUUGACAGGAGAACAAUCUAAAGCGUAUUACUACACAAUAGGAUUGGAUACCUUGAAAAUUGUAGCGGUUCUGACAUCAAGUUAUAUUGUCAGAAUUUGUAAAAGACGGACUUUGUUACUGGGUACUGGAACCAUAGCAUGUAUGCUGUUAAGCUUAGUUUGUUUUUUCCAUUUAUUGGUACAAGAAAAGAUCAUUAAUAAGACUUGGUUGACACCUAUAUUGUUAAUUAUCUAUAACAUAGUAUGUUACGUAGGUGUCAUACCAGUUUCUAUGGUGUUGAAAGAAACCAAGGAUAGGACGCUACAGAAUAUUGAACUGGAGUUUUUAGAUAUAAAAGUGCCUAAAGGUGACAAUGGAUUUGAGUUGAGUACUGGUGUUAAUAGUAAUUUUUUGGCUGUCAAAUAG
Messenger RNA from Helicoverpa armigera (cotton bollworm), 1281 nucleotides. RefSeq names its product facilitated trehalose transporter Tret1. Gene Ontology annotation, molecular function: transmembrane transporter activity. Lineage: Eukaryota; Metazoa; Arthropoda; Insecta; Lepidoptera; Noctuidae. Gene Ontology annotation, biological process: transmembrane transport. The transcript is spliced from 4 exons. Gene Ontology annotation, cellular component: membrane. The record is from RefSeq and is a predicted model, not a curated record. Bases 1 to 1281 code for a protein of 426 amino acids.